CAUUUCUAAAAUGUACUAUAGACAUACAUUUAUUUAUAUAACACAAUAAAGUCCUUUAAGUGCUGUGCUUUUCUGUAUUCUUUGUUCUUGAACAAAUAGAGGCAAGCCAGCUUCACCAAAGGAUCACUGAAAAUGUCUAUCACGCUCCUAUGAAUUCCCCCAAUGCAAGAAAUAUGAGAAAGUCUUCUUGCAAGCAAGAAAGCAACAAGUCUGAUUCCUCAAGCCCUGAAACUGUUAAUAAGAGAAGCGACCCCGCUAGUCCCAACACAAGACAAAAGAGAACUGAUGCUUCUGCCAGUCAUAAUCUUGAGCGCUCUGCUCUUGCUAAAAAGCGAUUCACAUUGCAGGGUCUUUCCAACCGAAGGCCUCCCUCUAAAGAUCCCCCGUCUAAAGAGACAGAAGUCACACGUCGCUUCUCUUUAGCCUCCUCAAUCAGUUCCUCAGCUACUAGACGCACAAAAGGUGCUCUUGCUCCUAAUCUUAAAGCUAAGAGGCAUGAAAUAAAGAGUGACCCCACUCCAUUGGGGUAUGAAGAUACAUUAAGAGAUGCUGUACCGUCUGAAAGCAAACGCAGCAGUACUAUAAGUACAAACUCGGCUGUUACUAGAUCUACUUCCCAGCAAGGCUGGACAAAUAGACAGAUUCCAUCGCUGGACACUUGCGAGGAUUUUGAAGCAAUCCUUUCCAGCCCAGAGGAGAUCUCCAACUCUUCAGAGGCAGAGGAGGAACCCAAUAACAAAAAUGACCGUGGUCUGUUUCGAGUUCAGGUGACCUAUGACCCAAAAACAUCUGAACAGCUGUCCCUGGAGUCUGGGGAUUUAGUGCAGUGUCUGGAGGAAGGCGAGAAUGGCCAGUGGCUAGUCAAGAACCUUACAACUCAGAAGACAGGGUUGGUUCCAUCCAGCAUACUGAAAACUGCUGGAGGAGUUCACUUAAACAGUAAUUCUGAUUUCUUCAGUGAUAUGUGCACUGCUGCGUUAACUGACACAGAAGAAAAGGAACGUGAAUACAUGGGGAACAGAGCUACAGAAACAAAGGUUGCAAGUUGAAACACUGGAUCGACUUUGCAUUGCUCUCUGCCUGUGCCAUGCAUUACAUACUCCCAAAGGCAGAGCAUUGCAGAGGAAGCCUAGGAGUUCCAGCUUCCCUCCAGCAUACAACCCCCUGACAAUCAUCUGUGGCUAUAAGCAGAUCACCAAUGCACUUGGCUGCUUUAUCUCAUGGCAAGAGAACUGCAUUCACACUUACUGAAGUGGAAUAAAGUGGUGCUUUAUGCAUUUUAUUUAGCACUGUUUCAGUGCCUUUCCACAGAUUUCCUAUAGCUUGAUCCUUUCCUUUUCUGGAGCUUUAACCUGUAUGUUAUAAAACAAGAGGUCUGUAGCUGAGUGAGACCGAAUUCGGAGAUAAAACUGAUUGAUGUAUGUCCAUUCUACACCAGAGAUAUUGACUCUUUGAAUAACUGUAUGAUCAUGUUGUCCAGUUAAAAAUUGCAAUUCUCUUGUCAGGUGACUAGUUCUGUUGUCAUAGUGUUUACUUGUCUACUUUCUAAUAUGGACCAAUAAUGGCACAAUAUUGAGCAGAUCAAAUUGUAUUUGAUAUUUGAAAAUUGUUAUUUACAUUUCAGAGUAUAAAAUGUGCCUUUGUAUUUUUGUUUUGCUUGAACACUGAAAUACAUUUGUGGUGAUGAUAAACUGGCUUUCUAAGAACAUGGGGUCAACCCUGGGUCUGAGAGAAGUGGGUGUUUAAUACAGUUCUGUAAGCAGAUUACAUGACAAACUGCCAGGGGGUCGGCAGGGAAUCAGAAAAGAGCGAGGGAAAAAGGAAUGGGCAGAGCCAAGCAGAAGUGGACAAGGCAGCCUCAAAAGUGGGGUGUCUGUCCCCAUCCUGCACAACCCUACAGAUUUAUAGUAAAUAUAAAUAUUAUUUAAUUAUCAAAUAUAGAGUAAUAUUACUGUCUUAUUCAAGUAUGUAACAAUGUGAAACUUCACUGAAAAAAUGAAUCACUUCUUUAUGCUACUUAUUUUACAUUAUUAUGUAUCUAUUUAUUAAGCAGAUAUUUAACCUUCUUGUACAAUACCUGUAGCCAGAACUACAGCUAUGGCCAAGUUUUUCAUCACCUUAUAGAAUUAACUAAUUUUGCUUCA
This is a messenger RNA of Polyodon spathula (Mississippi paddlefish), 2144 nucleotides long. Its product is annotated as guanine nucleotide exchange factor DBS-like. NCBI's taxonomy places the organism in Eukaryota, Metazoa, Chordata, Actinopteri, Acipenseriformes, Polyodontidae. The record is from RefSeq and is a predicted model, not a curated record. Bases 150 to 1049 code for a protein of 299 amino acids. The transcript has 10 exons. Gene Ontology annotation, molecular function: protein binding.